AUGUACAGCUUCAUGGGAGGGGGCCUGUUCUGUGCCAUCGUGGGGAACAUCCUCCUGGUGGUCUCCACAGCCACAGACUACUGGAUGCAGUACCGGCUGUCCGGGAGCUUCGCUCACCAGGGCCUGUGGAGAUACUGCAUGUCUGGCAAGUGCUACAUGCAGACCGACAGUAUUGCCUACUGGAACGCCACUCGUGCGUUCAUGAUCCUGUCUGCCAUGUCUUGCUUUGCCGGCAUCAUUGCAGGGAUCCUCUCCUUCGCCCACUUCUCUGCCUUUGAAAGGUUCAAUCGCUCCUUUGCUGCUGGGAUAAUGUUCUUCGUCUCGACUCUCUUUGUUCUGCUUGCAAUGGCCAUUUACACUGGAGUGACCGUGAACUUCCUAGGCAAGCGUUUUGGUGACUGGCGCUUCUCUUGGUCUUACAUACUAGGCUGGGUGGCACUGCUCAUGACCUUUUUUGCAGGUAUAUUCUACAUGUGUGCCUACAGAAUGCACGAGUGCAGAAGAGUGGCUGGCCCGCGCUGA
Messenger RNA from Lampris incognitus (smalleye Pacific opah), 522 nucleotides. RefSeq names its product lens intrinsic membrane protein 2.5 (gene lim2.5). Gene Ontology annotation, molecular function: structural constituent of eye lens. The transcript is spliced from 4 exons. The record is from RefSeq and is a predicted model, not a curated record. Gene Ontology annotation, cellular component: plasma membrane. Bases 1 to 522 code for a protein of 173 amino acids. Lineage: Eukaryota; Metazoa; Chordata; Actinopteri; Lampriformes; Lampridae.